This is a messenger RNA of Bactrocera neohumeralis, 4185 nucleotides long. RefSeq names its product putative nuclease HARBI1. NCBI's taxonomy places the organism in Eukaryota, Metazoa, Arthropoda, Insecta, Diptera, Tephritidae. Bases 3033 to 4100 code for a protein of 355 amino acids. The transcript is spliced from 4 exons. The record is from RefSeq and is a predicted model, not a curated record.
AGAAGAUAAUUUAAUGCCAUAGACAAUAAACUUUGCCUCAAUUCCAUACGACGUUUAGUUUUUUUCUAUCCUGCUCCCCAAAAAAAAAUCGUAAAAAUGAAAAACCGAAAAAUCGCGCGUCAAAGUUUUCGCUUUCUGCCCAAGCGCUCAUAUAUCUGCUAGACCCUCGGUCACUAUUUCCCUUCAAGCUUCGACAAUAUUUCGAAUUUCCAUCUAUAACUAUGGGGACAUAUUCUUAGAAAAUUUUUAAAGAGAUUUAAGCAAAAAAAAUUUGAUUUUUUGAAGCUUCUAAAGCAGGCUCACCCCUUAAAAAAGACUUACAAAACGUAACAAACGUAACUUAACACCCAAAUGCGUCUUUAUUCAUUCGAUAAAUGUUAUCUCUUAAAAUCUUUCUUUAAUUCGGAACUCAUUAAAAACUUGCAAGUUUUGCCACAUUAGUAAACAGCUGAUUCGAAUAUUGGCUUUGCGUAUGUUCGAAAAGACGAAAGUCCAAUCAGAUUCAGUGACAUCAUUGAAAGUCAGAACUAGUUUGCAAUUCUGACGGCUAAGCUAUUCUGUCUUCGAUUCCACAACACCUCUGAAUAUUUUCCUCGAAUUUACACUGUACAUAUCCGCCGAUGUGAAGUAUGUACAUAUACAGAUGUAUGUAAGCUCAAAUUUAUUAUUGGCCUACUUAUUUACCGUUUUAAACAGGGCAUAAAAAUCGGUUAUUCCGUGACCGUAGAAACGGCUGUCAUAGGAAUUGAAAACUCGUGUACAACUACCGCUAUACGAAAAAUUCACUAUUCACAGCAAUAUAAUUCCAUUACAUCUGUAUGUGCAAACUUCUUUCUACUUACGUAUCGAUAAAAACAAAGGGGGUUAGAUCACAGGUCACUUUCGGUCCGUAGACCGGCGUUCAAAAAUAAAAUGAAAUUUUUUCUUGUGUUAUAUAUAACACAGCAACAAGAGUUGUGCUGAGUAUUAAUUAUGUUUCCCAUGAAAUUUUUAUACUCAUGUAAUCUUGCAGAGUACAAUAGUUUUGUUCAUCUAACGGUUGUAUGUAUCACCUAAAAUUAAGAAAGAUAGAGAUAUGUAAAAUAAUAAAAAAUCAAGAUGACGAUAAAUGUUGAAAAAUGGGUGACUGUCCGUCCGUCCGCCUGUGCAAGCUUUAACUUGAGCAAAAAUUGAGAUAUCUUGAUGAAACUUGAUAUACAGGUUCUUUAGCACAAAAAAAAAUUACCAGCUCGUAAUGGGUGUAAUCGAUCUAGUACCACACCCACAAAAUGUCAUUAACCGAACCACCCAUCAUAAAUGUUAUAAAAACUCUUACCGACAGUGUGAAAUCGGAAGAUAACUCCGCUCACUUUCCUUAUAGCGGAACUAUUAAAAUCUUCUAAAAGCGCAAUAAAUCAAUAUUUAAAUACGCCAGAGGCAUUAAUGGCGCAAUUCUGUAAGCAGUCUCUAGUCACUAUUUGAGACAUUUUGAAGUAAAGUCUCAAUUUGUGACGAAUUACUAUUCACAACAUAGUCUCUAGUCUUUAGUCAAAAAAUAUUGUCUUAAAAUUGUCGCCUGGUCACAAAACUAAAAAGACAAGUCAAUUAUAGUGAUAUCAUAGGUAUUAAUCGAUUGUCGUCUUUUUAUAUUUUGUAAGCAACUCAAACACGAAAAAGUUAAAAGUAAAUCAAUUUCUCUAAUUUCAAAUCUCAAUUUUAGAGACUUGUUGCUCUAUCGCAGUACGGAAUUGCGGUAUAAAUAUUACCAUCCAGAUGGUAUGAGAGGGCCUUAUCUGAGCCGGUUUGAAAAUUGGACAAUGGGCGCGGCACCACCCAAUUUUUGGUGAAAUCCUUAAAAUAUAAUAUGUGUGACCCCAGUACCUAAAGUUGACUUCAAUUGAAAUUCAGAGAGAACAUUUUCCUGACAAUUAUAUCAAUGUGUAUCAAAAAUGUGUUGAAUCGGGUCAAUACUUCCCUGAGCCCCCAUAUACGGAAUAUAAAGAUUUUCGAACUUCUUGAUCACUUUACAUAUACUAUAUAUAUCGGUCAAUAUUUCAGUUAUCUGAACGAAGAUUACAGAAUGAUUUUUUUCAUAACAGUGUAUCUAUGUGUGUGCCUAAAAUAGAUAAAUAAGCUGAAUAUAUCGGUCAGUUUUAUAUGGUAUAUCUACUAUAUAAAAAUAAUUCGGGUUUUCCUUCCUGACGCUAUAACUCCUUAACGCAUUAACCGAUUUCCACGGUUUUGCAUUCCUUGGAAAGGUCUCGGGCUCCGUGAGGUUUAUAGCAAAGAAAAUUCAGGAAAAAUUUCAACAGAAAAUCGGGAAAAUCUUUUUUUUACAUACAGCGCCAUCUCUGAUACAUAGCAUGUACUACAAACCAAUAUUUUAAGUAAUUUGCGCCGGUGCGUGAUACAUUGUUUGACAGCUACUCAUUGUUCUCUGCUCAGUUAAUUUCAUGUGACAAACCGGUAUUGUGUUCACUGUGAAAUUGUGAAAUAAAAUUUAAAAAAAUAAGUUAUUCGUUUCCUAAUAUUUCAAGUGGAAACCAUCAAAUCAAUCACGUGUUUUGUGCAAAUUUUUAUUCAAUUUCAACAGCAGGCAUUUGUCUUUAAGGUGGUAAGUUGAACUGUGUAAAUUACGUGGACCGUGCAUUUGAGGUUAAAUUCACCACUUUGUCCAUAGUCCGAAAUGCCAAAAUACAAGCCAGCAACAAGUGUAUUCACAGAAUUUUAGCGAAGAAAUACAAAAUAUAAUAAGAGAAAAUGCCCGAUUGAGACAACGCGUGAGGACACGAAUGCCCCUAUUGCGGUUUUUAACCCGACUUGGUCGAAUUGAAGUUAAGGCAACUCAACUACAGAUCAACCAAACUCUUUUUUGGUAUUGCGAACUUCAACUAAGUUCAGUCGAAGUAUGAUUGGCGUUGCCAACCUAAGAAAAGGAAAUUUGACAGAUAGUGAAACAGCUAAAAUUUUGUAAACGACAUAUUUAAAAAAUUGAAUUCAGUUGCCGCUCGCGAAAAAGUGAAUAAACAUAUAUAAUAAACAAUAAAUAAAAAAUGGAUAUAAGUUUUGAUUUAUAUUACAAUGACGAAAAUGCUGGGGGCAAAAUUGAUGUGCUACGUAUACGAAAAAGCCUUCGUGAUCACUCAAAUCCAUUGGAGCUUCCAAAUGCAAAAUUCAUAAGUUAUUUUCGAUUAAAUAAAGAAGCAUUUUAUUUUUUACUGAAUGAGAUGAAGGAACAUUUCCACAAACGUGUGCGAGGAACGGCCAUACUUCCUAUAUUAAAAUUAUGCGCAACUCUGCGUUUCCUUGCUGACGGUGGUUAUCAAAAAUGCAGUGGAAAUGAUUUUAACAUUGGGUUGGCGCAACCUACGAUAUCUUUAGUAAUUAAAGAGGUUCUAAAUAUAAUUGAACAACGUAUUUGUGCCCAAUGGAUUAAAAUUCAAAUGACUGAGGAGGAGCAAAACGUUUCAAAAGUUUCAUUUUAUUCAAAAAGUGCUUUCCCGGGAGUAGUUGGUUGCAUCGACGGCAUGAGUCGCAUAAUUUCACCAAGAAAAGAAGUGCAACAUCUUUAUCUUAACAGAAAGGGCUACUACAGUUUAAACGUGAUGAUUCUUUGUGAUUAUAAAAUGUCUAUUCGGUAUGUGGAUGCUAGGCAUGCAGGCGCAAAUCAUGACUCUUUUGUUUUCAGUGUUAGCGAUUUGAAAGUGCAUUUACAGAACAACAUACAGAAUAACACUUGGAUCUUGGGCGACGCUGGCUAUCCUCUGCACAAAUUUUUAAUGACUCCUUAUCGCUUGGCGGAAGCUUCUUCACCCCAAGCACGCUACAAUACAGUACACUCAAAGGCCCGGAAUAUUGUAGAGCGGACAAUUGGUGUACUCAAGAGUAGAUUUCGAUGUAUUUUAUCUGUACGAGGUUUACAUUACACUCCCGAAAAGGCUACGCAAAUUGUGAAUGCUUGUUGCGCAUUGUACAAUAUUUGCCAACACUUUCAAGUGGAAUCUCCGGAAGAAAUACCAUCUACUUCACAUAUUACAAUGACCAAUGAUAUUUUGGACAUAGAAAGAGAAGAAGAGGAUACGGCUCGAAUAAUUCGCAUUAAUAUUAUGACUUCCCUCUAAACAAUUAAAAUAUUAAAUUUCAUUUAUUAUUUCUAAUGUGCUAUUUAUUCGGGCAAAUAUUUAAAUUUUAUUUAAAUAAAUUCAU